Meriones unguiculatus (Mongolian gerbil) is the source of this 1711-nucleotide messenger RNA. It is a transcript of the gene Zcchc9, whose product is annotated as zinc finger CCHC-type containing 9. Gene Ontology annotation, molecular function: zinc ion binding; nucleic acid binding. NCBI's taxonomy places the organism in Eukaryota, Metazoa, Chordata, Mammalia, Rodentia, Muridae. The record is from RefSeq and is a predicted model, not a curated record. The coding region runs from base 166 to 978 and encodes 270 amino acids. The transcript has 6 exons.
CUUCUCGGAACCCUAACAGGGGCCACCGGAAGUGACGCGCCGCGGAAGACGUACGCACUUCCGAUCUCCUUAGCCGCGCUCCGUCGGGGCCGGGCUGCUCUGGCUUGCUGUCUCAGCUGCUCUGGAGGAUUCUCGUCGGAUUGGUAAAGUAGCCCUGAUGAAACCAUGACCAGGUGGGCUAGAGUUACUACCUCAAAUAAUAGGAGGCCCUUGUCUGCAACAUCAUGGGAGGACAUGAGGAAGGGGUCUGUGGAGAGAGCAAAUCAGAACUUCCCAAAGCAAAAACAUCAAGGGAGUGGACUGUCUCUUAAAAAUGAUGCACCUCAAACAAAACAUAAGAAGAACAAAAAGAAAAAAGAAUACUUGAAUGAAGAUGUGAAUGGAUUCAUGGAAUACCUGAAACAGAACUCACAAAUGCUUCACAAUGGAGAGCUGGUCUCAGCAGACAGCCAGGGAGUGAGGGAAGAGAUUGCACUGGCCUUAAAGAAAGACAGUCGACGGGAAGGAAGACGGUUAAAAAGACAAGCAGCAAAGAGAAAUGCAAUGGUGUGCUUCCAUUGUAGACAGCCUGGCCAUGGGAUUGCAGACUGCCCAGCUGUGCUCGAGAGUCAGGACAUGGGCACUGGCAUUUGCUACCGCUGCGGGUCCACGGAGCACGAGCUCACCAAGUGCAGAGCCAGCGUAGACCCUGCUCUCGGUGAAUUUCCUUUUGCAAAAUGUUUUGUCUGUGGAGAAAUGGGACACCUCUCCAGGUCCUGCCCUGAUAAUAGAAAAGGAGUCUAUGCUGAUGGCGGUGGCUGUAAGCUCUGUGGCUCUGUGGAACACUUGAAGAAAGAUUGCCCUGAAAAUCAGAAUUCAGAGAAGAACGUUACAGUUGGUCGUUGGGCAAAGGGAAUGAGUGCAGACUAUGAAGAAGUUCUGGAUGUGCCCAAACCACAGAAACCUAAAACGAAAGUACCCAAAGUUGUUAAUUUUUGAUAGGAGUUGAUACUGUUCUUAGUUACCACCUCACUGUUACUUUCCAGGUUAGGCUGAAGUUUGAGCCUUCAGCUCGAAGGCUGUGGUGCCUGUGGAAGCAAGCCUGGUUACAGACAGCACUCUGACCCUGACUGGGAAGUCGCCUGCAUCCUGUCUGUCAAAGGCGUUGAGGGUGAUUGUGUUCUAUAGACUCAUGUCUGUGUGUCUGUCUGUAUUUGAGGCAGAGUCUGUGCAGCCUAGGGUGGCUUCACAGUGGAAAUCCUGCUCAGUGUCCUAAGUUCUGAGGUUGCAGGCACUGUGGCUAAGAACAUACUUUAACAGGCUGAACUCAGGCAUUAAUCACUGACUGUAUACCUGGUUGUGACAGUCAUCCCCAUAAAUGUAAAUUAUGAAUCAAAAUUGACCACCCCUACAUAAAGCAUAUAGCUUUGAGUUUGUGAAUAAAUAUUUUUUAGUUGUUCUUAAUUCAGAGUACCAAUUUAUUGUAAUAGAAAUCUAUUUAUAUGUUGUCACAAAAUCUGUAAUUUUUCAUACUGAAAAUUGUAUCAGCUGUAUGAUAAAUUGUAUCAGCUGUAUUCUAUGUUGGUCUGGUCAUUGUACUCACUGUAGAGUCCCUUUGGAAACAGAAUUAUUUGUAAGCCUUAAUAGAGAUAAACAGGGAUCUGUUUGGUUUUGUUUUAGUUUUGAUACACAGAAUUAGAAAUUAUUAUUAUUAAAAGUGAAGAGUACUCCA